Messenger RNA from Pollicipes pollicipes, 3100 nucleotides. RefSeq names its product dynein heavy chain 12, axonemal. Gene Ontology annotation, cellular component: dynein complex. Gene Ontology annotation, biological process: microtubule-based movement. The record is from RefSeq and is a predicted model, not a curated record. Gene Ontology annotation, molecular function: dynein intermediate chain binding; dynein light intermediate chain binding; ATP binding. Lineage: Eukaryota; Metazoa; Arthropoda; Thecostraca; Pollicipedomorpha; Pollicipedidae.
AUGCUGGAGCUAGCUGCUUCCGGCGCCGCUGACCCGCAAGUACGGGACAGAGGUGGCGGCGCUCGUGGAGGAGGUGCGGCAGGGGCUUCACCGACCCGCCUACGGCGUGACCUGGUGGCGCGCACGGUGCCAGACCUGAAGCCCGUGGUGGAGCCGCCCGUACCGCGCGCCAAAGACACCGAACUGCCGUGGGUCGGCUUCUCGCCGUGGUACCAGGCGUUCUUUGAGGCGUGGCAGCGCGUCAACCGCCGGCUCAUGGUCACCCACCACUGCCUGCGGGACGCCCUCCAGCUGUGCCGCUCGGUACUGAGCGACGCGCUCUUCGUCGACUGGACGCAGUUUCAAUUUCCUCGCCAGUUCAGCGUCGACUCCUGGAAGGAGACGCUGACGCAGGAGUGCGAGACGGAGGAGGUGCGGCUGGACCGCACCUGGUACCGCCAGCUGGUGGACAUAUUCGGCGCGGUCACAUCGGCCGGCGGCGGCAAGCUCCACCGGCAGCGUCUGUUCGCCAGCGCCAACACGCUGGCCGCCAACGAGCUCCGAAACGUGCUGAUGCGCACGGUGGAGGCGUACGUCAGCCUGUUCCGCUUCCCGAGCAUGCUGCCUCUGCUGGAGGUGGACCUGAUCCUGGACGGGUGCACUGUCUCCUUCUACCCGCCGUUCACCGAGAUCGAGGAGGCCGCCCUGUUCCCCAUCAACCAGCUGGCCGCCUCGCUGCAGCGGACGCCGCUCAUCGAGGCCUUCAUCCUGGGAGAUGACGCGCACAUGUCCUACAUGACCGUGGACAUACCAGAUGUGUUCCUGGAGGCGGCCCGGCGCACAGUCAGCCAGCACGUGCGACACCUAUUCGAGGCGCCGCUGCACCAGAGCCAGCAGCUAGCCAAGCAGUACGACUACCUGCUGAGCGACAAGGCCGACCACGAGCUGGACACUUUUCUGGCGGCCGAGCACACGUUCGAUGAGCAGACGCAGCUCGUGGCCAGCUUCGACCCGCACAUCGAGUCGCUGGCGCGCAUGGAGACCAUCGAGUACUUCGACAUGUUCAGACUGGACCGGGACGAGUUCGUGCGCGGCGUGAACCAGCUGAUCACGGAUCUGAAAGGUCGCAUCCUGAACAACAUUCUGGAGUACCAUCGCGCCGAGAACAAGGAGAUCGGUGACACGUUCGAGGAGAUCGAGCGGAAGGCGCACGAGCCUCCGGAGGACACCGCCGCCAUGAUCGUGCUCGCCGAAUACAUGACCAAGGCCAUGGGCGUCACCCUGCCCCUGCUCAGAGAGAAGGUCAAGGAGAGCGUAGAUCGGAUGCUGUACCUGCUGGAAUGCGUCGAGUUCACGCCUGAAGACAUCGAUGUCAAUACGUGCACGGCCCUCUGGAUCGACCGGAUCCGGCCCACGUUCGACCACAGUGCCGAGGUCAUCGAGGAAUGCAAGCAGAAGUUCGAGGACGCCCUGACGGAGCGGACGGAGGGGCUCGUCUCGGACUUGGAGAAACUCAAGAACCGCGUGCGUGAGCUGGACGACCUGGGCGACGCCAACAACAUGCCUGUCUACGUGUCGGACAUGCGUGCUCUUCGACGCAAACUCACAGACCUGGAGACCGUCGUCGAAUGGAUCAACGAGCAGGAGGCGCUCUUCAAGUUCCCGCAAUCCACCUACCCGGAGAUCCACCAGCUGCAGACGUCCAUCGACCCCUUCGCCAACCUGUUCACCACGACGAUGCGGUGGCAGAAGACUCUCAAGAAGUGGAUGGAUGGCGCCUUCCUGGAGCUGGACGGCGAGAGCGUCGAGGCUGACACGGAGGAAUUCUCCAGGGACAUGUACAAGCUGCAAAAGGUGAUCAAGUCGCGCUUCAAGCAGCAGGUGAUUGACACGUCGAGCCGCGCGCGCGAGGAGGGCCGGCCGCGCAUCAACGUGGACGACCCCAACCCGGAUAACCUGCCCGGCCCGCUGCGCAUCUGCUUCAAGACCAUCGAGCAGAUCGACGCGUUCAAGGUUCAGCUCGGAGGGCGAGAAGGUGGAACUGGUCAGCGUCAUCUCCACCGCUGAAGCCAAGGGCAGCGUCGAGAAGUGGCUGAUGCAGGUUCAGGAGGACAUGCUGGCGUCGGUGCGGGAGGUGAUCGCCAUCUCGUUCGAGGCGUACGCCCAGAGCGUGCGGAAGCACUGGGUGAUCGAGUGGCCCGGCCAGGUGGUGCUCUGCGUCUCCCAAGUGUACUGGACGGCUGAGGUUCACCACGCCAUCCGCGAUGGCGUGCACGGCCUGCGCGAAUACUACCGAAAGCUGCAGGACCAGAUGAACGACCUCGUGUCUCUAGUGCGCGGACAGCUGAGCAAGCAGUCCCGAAUCACACUCGGCGCUCUGGUCGUCAUUGAUGUGCACGCGCGCGACGUGGUGCAGGGCCUGGCCGAUAAGGGCGUCAGCUCCGAGAGCGACUUCGAGUGGCUGGCCCAGCUCAGGUAUUACUGGGAGGAGGAAAACUGCAAGGUGCGCUUGAUCAACGCCACUGUGCCGUACGCGUACGAGUAUCUGGGCAACACGCCGCGGCUGGUGAUCACGCCGCUGACGGACCGCUGCUACCGCACCCUGAUCGGGGCCUACCACCUGCACCUGAACGGCGCCCCGGAGGGCCCGGCCGGCACUGGCAAGACGGAGACCACCAAGGACCUGGCCAAGGCGCUGGCCGUCCAGUGUAUCGUCUUCAACUGCUCCGACGGGCUCGACUAUAUCGCCAUGGGCAAGUUCUUUAAGGGCCUGGCAUCGUCUGGCGCCUGGGCCUGCUUCGACGAGUUCAACCGGAUCGAUUUGGAGGUGCUGUCCGUGGUGGCUCAGCAGAUCCUGUCCAUCGUCAGGGCCGUCCAGGCCGGUGUGGAGACGUUCGUGUUCGAGGGCACCGAGCUGCGACUGAAUCCCUCCUGUUACGUGUGCAUCACCAUGAACCCGGGCUACGCCGGACGAUCAGAGCUGCCUGACAACCUCAAGGUGCUGUUCCGGACGGUCGCCAUGAUGGUGCCCGACUACACACUGAUCGGCGAGAUCUCCCUGUACUCGUUCGGCUUCGUCGACGCCCGCAGCCUCUCUGUCAAGAUCGCAUGCGGGCCGUGA